AAAACCAGAGUAUGUAAUGUUCAGAGAAGAAUCCCUGGAAAGCCCGAGUAUCAGCCGCGUCUUCGGCAAUCUGACGUAUAUAAAGGUCAGCGUGAGUGGAGAGGAUCAGUCUGCCUUUCGCUUCUGCUCUACAUAGUCAGCUUUCAGGAGCAAACGAGGACAUUCAAAAUGCGUGUGGGAAUCGUGAUGCUCGCUCUGGCCGGGAUGUGCUCCGCCGCCCCCGCCUACCAGGAUCUCCAGAACAAGCUGCCCCACGUCGCGCCGGGACAGACCUUCACCUUCCAGUCCAGCUCGUCCUCGUCCAACUCCGCCUCGUCCUCCAACCAGGAGUCGUCCUCAACCAGCUUCUCGUCCGUGGCCUCAGGGGUAAACUUUGACUCGUCCUCCUCCAACUCGGCUUCUUCCUCGUCAGACAGCUCUUCGUCGAAUUCCUUCUCCGGAUCUCUCACUGGUGGCGCCUCCCAUGGCUCUCACGGCGGGGUUGGCUCUCACUCUGCUGGAACCAUAGGGUCGUCUGCUGGCGCUCUUGCUGGCUCCUCAGCUGGCGCUCUUGCCGGCGCCUCUGCUGAUGGUCAAGCCGCCUCUGCUGCCUUCGGGUCUGGCGGUCUUGGCGCCGCCGGGGCUCAGGGCUUCGCAUCUGGUAGCGAAGGAGGCGCAGUGGGUAUCCAGGGAUCCUCUACUGGCUCUCAUGGAGUUGCUGUUGGCAUUCAGGGAGACUCCGGUAGCACCCACGGGGCAGCCCUUGGUGUUCAGGGGGGGUCCUCCACUGGCACUCACGGAGCCGCCGUGGGCAUCCAAGGAUCCUCCGAUGGCACUCAUGGAGCCGCCGUAGGCUUCCAGGGAUCCUCCGCUGGCACUCACGGAGGCGCCGUGGGCAUCCAAGGAUCCUCCGCUGGCACUCACGGAGCCGCCGUUGGCUUCCAAGGAUCCUCCGAUGGCACUCACGGAGCCGCCGUUGGCAUUCAGGGAUUUGACUCUCAGGUGUCUUCAGGAGGCUUUGGCUCCCAGGACUCCACAGCCGUCCUCGGGGCUGUUGGCGUUGACGGCGCCGGAGCUCAAGGCGUCGCGGGGGCCUUCGGCUCAGGAAGCGGAGACGGCGCCGCCCACGGGUCCUCGGAGGUCUUCGGGAACAGCGGCCGCGAAGCCACCGACGUCAUCUCGCAGAGCUACGGCCUCCCCCACUAAGCAUCGCCGAGUCUUACUGGACUUUAUUUAUCGAAUGAGGUAGAUGGACUUUUCCCUGUGAUAUUGAAUGGCAAGCCGGUGGUCGGGGCAUGAUUCGCACAGCAUAGCUUUACCAUUGGCAUUAUUUCUGCACGAGCACACGUCAGCUGCGAACUAGAAUGAUCAUCGAAGUUGCCUUAAUUUAAUGAAAAUAAAAUUUUGACACUUA
This is a messenger RNA of Penaeus vannamei (Pacific white shrimp), 1393 nucleotides long. RefSeq lists its product as uncharacterized. The record is from RefSeq and is a predicted model, not a curated record. Lineage: Eukaryota; Metazoa; Arthropoda; Malacostraca; Decapoda; Penaeidae.